CCCAGGUGAAGCCUCCCACUCAGCGCUCAGAGCUCCGCUGCAGUCAUGACUCCAAGACCUCAAGUGGGGACUGAUUCCCCUCCAGCUCUCGAUGACAAAACUUCAGGUAAAGAUGCGGCCAUCCUGCCGGCGUACUCCACUGUGGACCUUGUGAAUGAGGAUCAAGAUGAUCCCUGGGAUCUCCCCGAGCUCAAAGACACUGGGGUCAAGUGGUCAGAGCUGGAUACAAAGGGGAAGAUUAUGAGAGUGCUGACGGCUCUUGUAAAGGCAGUUCUGCUGCUUGGACUCCUUUACCUGUUUAUCUGCUCGCUGGAUGUUCUCAGUUCUGCUUUCCAGCUCGUCGGAGGCAAAGCUGCUGGUGACAUCUUCCAGGACAAUGUUAUAUUGUCCAACCCUGUGGCCGGGCUGGUGAUCGGGGUGUUAGUCACAGUGCUGGUGCAGAGCUCCUCCACCUCCUCCUCUAUUGUGGUCAGCAUGGUGUCCUCAGGAUUGCUGGACGUCCAGUCUGCAGUGCCGAUCAUCAUGGGUGCCAACAUUGGAACAUCUGUCACCAACACUAUUGUGGCCAUGAUGCAGGCGGGAGACCGAAAUGAGUUCCGCAGGGCCUUUGCUGGUGCUACAGUCCACGAUUUCUUCAACUGGCUGUCUGUGCUGAUUCUUCUGCCCCUGGAGGCCGCCACAGGGGUUCUGUACAAACUCACUCACCUUGUGAUCGAAUCCUUCAACAUCCAGACCGGAGAGGACGCCCCCGACCUGCUCAACGUCAUCACAGACCCUCUGACCGACUCCAUCAUCCAGCUGGACAAAUCUGUGAUCACUGGCAUCGCCACUGGUGACGCAGCAGCCAGAAACAAGAGUCUGAUCAAAGUGUGGUGCAAAACCGAGGUCAACACGACUUUCUGGAACGAAACAGUGGUGAACUGCACUGCUGGUGCCGUCUGCUGGGAGGAAGGAAACGAGACUAUGACCCAGAUGAACUUCACUUGGAUUAAAUACGAGGAGAAAUGCAAACACAUCUUCGCCAAUGCUAAUUUGCCGGACCUGGCGGUGGGCCUCAUCCUCCUGGCUCUGUCUUUGCUCGUCCUCUGCACCUGCCUCAUCCUCAUUGUCAAGCUGCUCAACUCUAUGCUGAAGGGACAGGUGGCUGUGAUCAUCAAGAAGGUGCUCAACACAGACUUCCCCUUCCCCUUUGCUUGGGUUACUGGCUACAUCGCAAUCUUGGUGGGAGCGGGGAUGACCUUCAUUGUUCAGAGCAGCUCGGUCUUUACCUCAGCUAUAACUCCUCUUGUUGGUAUUGGUGUCAUCAGUCUGGAGAGAGCUUAUCCUCUGACUCUGGGGUCAAAUAUUGGUACGACAACCACUGCUAUCCUCGCUGCUAUGGCUAGUCCUGGAGAAACACUAGCCAACUCCCUGCAGAUUGCACUUUGUCAUUUCUUCUUCAACAUCAUGGGUAUCUUACUGUGGUAUCCAAUCCCCUUCAUGCGGGUGCCCAUCAGGUUGGCCAGAGCGCUUGGGAACCGCACGGCCAAAUACCGCUGGUUUGCCGCCCUCUACCUCUUCCUGUGCUUCCUGGUUCUGCCUCUGUCUGUAUUCGGCCUGUCAAUUGCUGGCUGGAAAGUCCUGGUCGGCGUUGGCGUGCCCAUCAUUGUGUUGGCUAUCUUCUUGGUCAUUGUCAACGUGAUGCAGUCUCGCUGCCCGCGCUUCCUGCCCAAGUUCCUCCGCAACUGGGACUUUUUGCCCCGGCCCCUGCACUCCAUGGCACCCUGGGACACUGUGGUGACCUCGCUCAUGGGCUUCUGUGGCAAACACUGCUGCUGCUGCUGCAAGUGCUGCAAGUGCUGCAAAAAAACAGACGAAGACGAAAAGAUAAGGAGGGACAGCAAGAAGAGUCUGGAGAUGUACGAUAACCCGGCCAUGACGAGAGACCAGGACAUGAGCGAUGCUGUGAAAGCGACUCAUCUUUAAUAUUAUUAAGUUAAAUCUGUAUUUAAGGGCGAUACUCAAUGCAAUAAUGUAUUUGUAACACACCUCUCAGGCUGUGGUAUGAUGAUGAUGAUUCCUCUUCAGAUGAUACAAAGCACUGUCAUAAACACUGUCUGUCAGCACUGAGCUGGAACAUGAACAGUUGUUGGACAUGUCAUUGUGAACCUGCUGUUUCUGGGCGUGUGAUGUUUAUUUUAUUAUGUUUCAAUUUAUAGUUCCGACUCACUAUCUGCUUAUAUAACGAUGGGUGGUUCUGAAUGUUAUGACUUGUUUUUGUAUUUUUUAUGAUAUGUGUGAGAGGUCGUUGGUUUUAUUUUCAACUUUGUAACAUAUAAAUUUUGAAAUGUUUUAAUGUAGCAUUUAAAAUAUUUGUUAUUCUUCAGUAUUUAAAGAAGUAGUUUGUAGAAUUUAGAGGCAUCUGUUGGCAAAAUGGACAAUGAAACUAAAUCACUGUGUUUCUGUUAGCUUAAAAUGGAGUCCACCAUGCUUCUACCAGACAGGGCCUUUCACGUUAGGUUGAAGUCAAGGCUUUAAUAGCUUUACCUACAAGCUUAGAAAGCAACUCGCAAUCUGCAGCAUCACCACUAGAUGCCUCUAAAUCCUACAAACUGCUCCUUUAAGACUUUAUAAUAUUUGUAAAUUAAAAAAAAUUCUAUUUUUAAAGUGGA
This is a messenger RNA of Epinephelus lanceolatus (giant grouper), 2651 nucleotides long. Its product is annotated as sodium-dependent phosphate transport protein 2B. Gene Ontology annotation, molecular function: sodium:phosphate symporter activity. Gene Ontology annotation, biological process: intracellular phosphate ion homeostasis; sodium-dependent phosphate transport. The record is from RefSeq and is a predicted model, not a curated record. Lineage: Eukaryota; Metazoa; Chordata; Actinopteri; Perciformes; Serranidae. Gene Ontology annotation, cellular component: vesicle; apical plasma membrane; brush border.